Molecule: messenger RNA, 507 nt
Organism: Lathyrus sativus (Indian pea)
Lineage: Eukaryota; Viridiplantae; Streptophyta; Magnoliopsida; Fabales; Fabaceae
Source: the annotation of a GenBank genome assembly
AUGGUUAUCUGGUUUAUCAUACCAGCCACAAGGACCCCUCAGACUGAUCACAAGAAUAAUGCUCUUGCGUUGAUUGUCUUGCUCCAAUAUGUUCCAAGAUUAUAUUUGAUUUUCCCACUAAGCUCUCAAAUAAUCAAAGCAACAGGAGUGGUUACAAAGACUGCUUGGGCAGGAGCUGCAUAUAAUUUGCUAUUGUACAUGUUGGCUAGCCAUGUUUUAGGGGCAUCCUGGUAUCUUCUGUCUGUUGACAGAUAUACUACUUGUUGGAAAUCUGUAUGCAAAAAGGAAGAUAACCCUCAUAGUUGCUUUCUCUAUUUAGACUGCAGUUCUUUGAACAAUGAUAUGCUCAAGAUAUGGGCAAAUAGUACAGAUGUGUUUAAUAGGUGUGACCCCAACAAUGAUGACAUUCCGUUCAAGUAUGGAUUAUUCCAAAAUGCAUUAACAAAGCAUGUUGUUUCUUCAAACUUCAUAUCAAAAUACUUAUAUUGUUUAUGGUGGGGGUUGUAG